This is a messenger RNA of Heterocephalus glaber (naked mole-rat), 4288 nucleotides long. RefSeq names its product taxilin gamma (gene Txlng). NCBI's taxonomy places the organism in Eukaryota, Metazoa, Chordata, Mammalia, Rodentia, Bathyergidae. Gene Ontology annotation, molecular function: syntaxin binding. Gene Ontology annotation, biological process: regulation of cell cycle. The record is from RefSeq and is a predicted model, not a curated record.
GGGCGCAGGGCCCUGAGAGGUUCCGUGCCCGGCGUCGGGCCGCUUGUUUGGCUGCUGCCGUCACCUCAUGGCGACGCGGGUAGAGGAGGCAGCGCGGGGAAGAGGCGGCGGCACUGAGGAGGCUGUUGAGGCCGGACGGGGCGGACGGCGACGCAGCCCGCGGCAGAAGUGUGAGAUGGGCACGAUGGAAGAAGCCGGAAUUUGCGGGCUAGGGGUGAAGGCGGAUCUGCUGUGUAACUCCCAGUCACACGAUAUUCUGCAGCAUCAAGACUCCAAUUGUGGCCCAGGUAACAAGCAUCCAUUGGAAGAGGAUGAAGGUAGUGACUUUAUCACCAAGAACAGGAAUCUGGUGAGCCCAGCGUACCUUGCCAAGGAGUCGAGAGAGGCCAUUCCUGGGCGGGAGGCUCGGACCGAUCCCCCUGAUGGCCAGCAGGACUCGGAGUGCAGCAGGAACAAAGAGAAGACCUUAGGAAAAGAAGUUUUAUUACUGAUGCAAGCCCUGAACACCCUCUCCACUCCGGAGGAGAAGCUGGCAGCUCUCUGUAAGAAGUAUGCUGAUCUUCUGGAAGAGAGCAGGAACGUUCAGAAGCAAAUGAAGAUUCUGCAGAAGAAGCAAGCCCAGAUUGUGAAAGAGAAAGUUCACCUACAGAGCGAGCACAGCAAGGCUAUUUUGGCGAGGAGCAAACUGGAGUCUCUUUGCCGGGAGCUUCAGCGUCACAAUAAAACCUUAAAGGAGGAAAAUAUGCAGCAGGCACGGGAAGAAGAAGAACGGCGUAAAGAGGCAACGGCACAUUUCCAGAUGACUUUAAACGAGAUCCAGGCCCAGCUGGAGCAGCAUGACAUCCACAACGCCAAGCUCCGCCAGGAGAACAUGGAGCUGGGGGAGAAGCUGAAGAAACUCAUCGAGCAGUAUGCGCUGAGGGAAGAGCACAUUGACAAAGUGUUCAAGCAUAAGGAACUGCAGCAACAGCUCGUGGAUGCCAAACUUCAGCAGACGACGCAGCUGAUAAAAGAAGCUGAUGAGAAGCACCAGAGAGAGCGAGAGUUUUUACUAAAAGAAGCCACAGAAUCGAGGCACAAAUACGAACAAAUGAAACAGCAAGAAGUACAGCUAAAACAGCAGCUUUCUCUUUAUAUGGAUAAGUUUGAAGAAUUCCAGACUACUAUGGCAAAAAGCAAUGAAUUGUUUACAACCUUCAGGCAGGAGAUGGAAAAGAUGACAAAGAAAAUUAAAAAGCUGGAAAAAGAAACAAUAAUAUGGCGCACCAAGUGGGAAAACAAUAACAAAGCACUUCUGCAAAUGGCUGAAGAGAAAACUGUCCGUGAUAAAGAGUACAAGGCCUUUCAGAUAAAGCUGGAGCGGCUAGAGAAGUUGUGCAGGGCUCUUCAGACAGAGAGAAAUGAGCUCAAUGAGAAGGUGGAAGUCCUCAAAGAGCAGGUCUCUGUCAAAGUGGCAGAUGGGGACUUGGUGGCACCCGCGCCGCAGCCUGGCGCUGCCCUGGAUGCUCACAAGGAGCUGAACACUUCCUCCCGAGGAGGAGCCCCAGGCCCGCAGCUGGAGCCCCAGGCCGCAGAUGGGGGUGCUGAUGGAGGCGAGGGCGGCACAGCCCCACAGAAGCCCCGGGGUCUGGACCCUGCUCCAGGCAUCGGAGCCCCCUGUGUCGAGUCUAUUGACUAGGGUGAAGCGUGCUCCCCGCUAUGUUGAGAGAUCUAUUUUAUGUAUAACUUUCUCUGUUAGUAGUAACUAUUGGUUUUGUGGUGAAAAUUUUCUUACUUUUUCUACCAUAUCUGUAUUUUCUUAGAACUACUGGAUUUAUGUGGUACAGGAAGCUGCUUAGCAGUUUUGAAUAGUUUUAUUCUAUAAAUUCCUGUCAGCUAUGGUGCACAUCUGCCUCAGUUUCCCCAUCAUUGGAAUGCAUGUAUUCACUACUUUGUCUUUUCUCCUUUCUGCUCCUUGCAUAUAAGUUUCCUAAGUAAUUGCACUCAAGACAGGGAUGACCAUUGAGGGAACCCUGUUGUGAAAAUAGAAUUAAAACAGUUCGGCCCCCCAUUAAUAUUACUUAAAAAAAUACCAAGACGAUUAGUUUUGGUCUAAUGCCAUGUGAAAAAUAAAACUAGUGUUGGGUCAGAAACUAGCAUAGCAUAUUUGAUUCAAACUAGUUUUCUGGUAUUUGUCUCACUUGACUAAGCGAGACAGCCAUGAGCCUUGACCUCCAGGUUUUGGCAGAACUUGUACAUGGGGGCAUUUGCAAACAAAGCAGUAUGUGAGGUGCAGCGUCGGACACAACGCUGGGCUCGGUGCUUUGGUUCCAAGUUAUUGCCCAGCGUGGUAACAGGGCCCACCUGAGAGGUGGCCGCGCUCAGCUCCAUUGGCACUCAGGUUUGCAGCUCUCCACUUGCACAGCAAGCCAUUAAAACAGCAGGGGCAAACCUUUGUGUGGCUUUUGCUAGGCAGAAGUUCCUCCGCCACCUUCUGGCUAUUUUGAAUGUUGUUCAGUUUCAUAAGAGUCCAACCAGGAAAGUAAUCAAGGGUUUUGUUUUCCUUCCUUAAAAAGGGAAUUUAAAUUAUGGAUCAGCACUUAAAAGUGUGAAAGUGAUUUCACUUCCAGAAGAGAAACACUGGAACCAGCAUUUUUACCUUGGGAAAACUUGGCAGAGUGUCUCCAUAGUCAGGACCUGUAACUUGGCUUUCAAGUCUGUUUCUCCUUCCUUUAUUACUGUCUUGUUUUCAAAGAGAAAAAAAACAACCCAGUAUUAUCAAGGUCUCUAUGCUUGGAAAGGGGGAAAUUUUAGAAUUAAGCACAUAGCUCUUGAAUUGGUUCUUGAACUUCCCUUUGUUUUCUUCAGUGUUGACUGUGACUCGGUUAUGCAAAUAAGUACGAUCAGGCUGCCCCAGGAAGCCUGGUGUAACUGCAAUAGAGUACUUCACAAAAUAAAUAAAAGGUUCUGGUAGAGCUGAUGUGAGCAUAUUCCACUGAGAAUAUCAAACUGACAUCUGUUAAACUGCUUACUGGACUGAAUAAACUCCAUUUGGUCCAGUUAAAAUGGUUUUCUCUUUGUUAAAAGUUUUAUUUGUAAAGUCCUGUCACAUUCCCGGUCUAAACUGGGUUGAAAAACUUGAAAAUUGUCCAACAGCUGGGAAAUAGUGCCUGGAGUAAAGGAUUAUGUAUCUGAGCUUCCACCAUCAGUCUUUGUUAAUCAAGGGGCCAGACAGUGGAGAAGAAAUUUGUGGAGUACAGUACGUUAUCUGACUACCUUGUCACAAUGAGCUGGAAGCCAAAACAACCUGUGCUCCCCAAAAGCCUGUUAUACAUACCCUCCCCCCUUCAGCUAUUAGCUGGAACCCUGGACUGCUUCGGGGGAAAUGAAGGUAUCUAUUCAAAACAUAAUCUACCUUAAAAUCAGUACUCAUGAUCACAUUUCACACAACUCUGCUGGAUGUACCCCUCUUAACUUUGUAGCAAGCCAUGUAUGUAGCUCACCAUGCUCUUUUGUGGUGCCUGUCCUGUGUGGAAGACUGUAAAUCUUGGACCUGUUGCAUAUUUUCAAGGGCUUUAUAAAGCAAUGUGAUUUAACAGUACUUGGCCUGCUGCUUUUGGGUUCCAUGUAUUUUUAGCUAGAUGCUACCAUGGUGUUUAAAGGAUAUGGAUCCUGUCUGGGAAUGCACUCAGAAUCUUUCCUCCCAUCACCCUGUGAAUAAACACAAAUGGGACCCCUGAAGUGAUCGCCCCAGCAGCCUAGUGUUGUGGCUUCGUAGCAAGCCCUGUGUGUCCCGUGUUCUAGAACACUGUAACACUGCUAGGCUGUCCCAGAAGGUUGAUGCAAUGCUCGAAAUCAUGCCAACUGCCUUUGGUGCACCAUGUUUGUAUGUGUUAUUUAUAGUGGCAGCAGACCCCACAGUGUAGGAGAAUGGGUCUUGGGUAACAGACCGUUUCACCCUGACUUGUAGAGUGCGUUUCUUGGUCUCAAGAUCAGUAUGUUUUAGUUAUGUAUGCAACUGCCUUUAUCACACCUGGUUAUCACAAUUCAAUUCUCAGGUGUUGCAGAAAAAUCUACCUCUUUCAGACUGUAGAUGGAAAUAACUGUGAAAAAAUGAUGCAGAUUAUCUCUAGUUUGUGCUAAACACACUGCUUUAUUUUUACAGCCCACGUCUUUCAUGAGGAUACGAAUUGUUAAGAGGCAGUCUUGUGUUGCUUUUCAAAGACAUUUUGUAGAUUUUUCACUAAUGUGAAUUGAUUUUAUCUACUCGAUUCUGUAUAGAUUAAGUAAAUAUGUAUGAUAAAUUUAA